Messenger RNA from Phasianus colchicus (ring-necked pheasant), 3732 nucleotides. It is a transcript of the gene PTGS2, whose product is annotated as prostaglandin-endoperoxide synthase 2. Lineage: Eukaryota; Metazoa; Chordata; Aves; Galliformes; Phasianidae. Gene Ontology annotation, biological process: cyclooxygenase pathway; response to oxidative stress. Gene Ontology annotation, molecular function: peroxidase activity; prostaglandin-endoperoxide synthase activity; heme binding. The record is from RefSeq and is a predicted model, not a curated record. Gene Ontology annotation, cellular component: cytoplasm; neuron projection.
UAGCUGCAGUACGAUUUGUGCGAUUUCGAGCGUCCUUGGGAUUUCGGUAGCUGCGAGGAAAGCGUAAAGAAGCCCGCCGGGAUAUGCUCGUGCCUUGUGCGCUGCUGGCCGCUCUCCUGGCUGCCGGCCACGCAGCCAACCCUUGCUGCUCCCUCCCGUGUCAGAACAGAGGUGUGUGCAUGACAACAGGAUUUGAUCGGUAUGAAUGCGACUGCACGAGGACAGGCUAUUAUGGGGAAAACUGUACGACACCGGAAUUCUUCACGUGGCUGAAAUUAACAUUGAAACCUACACCAAAUACUGUCCACUACAUUCUCACCCACUUCAAAGGAGUCUGGAACAUCAUCAACAACAUUUCCUUCUUACGAGAUACUAUUAUGAGAUACGUGUUGACGUCAAGAUCCCACUUGAUUGACAGCCCACCAACAUACAACAGUGACUAUAAUUACAAAUCCUGGGAAGCUUAUUCCAAUCUUUCCUAUUACACAAGAAGCCUUCCACCAGUAGGACAUGACUGUCCAACACCAAUGGGUGUUAAAGGUAAAAAAGAGCUCCCAGAUUCAAAGCUGAUUGUGGAGAAAUUCUUGCUGCGGAGAAAAUUUAUUCCUGACCCACAAGGCACAAAUGUGAUGUUCACAUUCUUUGCCCAGCACUUCACUCAUCAGUUCUUUAAGACAGACCAUAAGAAAGGGCCUGGCUUCACCAAAGCUUAUGGCCAUGGGGUUGACUUGAACCACAUUUAUGGAGAGACUCUGGAGAGGCAACUUAAAUUAAGACUUCGCAAGGAUGGAAAACUAAAGUAUCAGAUGAUUGAUGGAGAAAUGUAUCCACCAACAGUAAAGGACACUCAAGCAGAGAUGAUCUACCCUCCUCAUGUUCCUGAGCACCUGCAGUUUUCUGUUGGGCAGGAGGUGUUUGGCUUGGUCCCAGGCCUAAUGAUGUAUGCAACAAUAUGGCUGAGAGAACACAACAGAGUCUGUGACAUCUUGAAACAGGAGCAUCCGGAGUGGGAUGAUGAGCGGCUAUUUCAGACUACAAGACUCAUAUUGAUAGGAGAAACAAUCAAGAUAGUUAUUGAAGAUUAUGUGCAGCACUUGAGUGGCUACCACUUCAAACUGAAGUUUGAUCCUGAGCUUCUGUUCAACCAGCGUUUUCAAUACCAGAACCGAAUUGCAGCUGAAUUCAAUACUCUGUACCACUGGCACCCACUUCUGCCUGACACUUUUCAGAUACAUGACCAGGAGUACACUUUCCAGCAGUUCCUCUACAACAACUCCAUAAUGCUGGAACAUGGCCUUUCCCAUAUGGUGAAAUCUUUCUCCAAGCAAAGUGCUGGCAGGGUUGCUGGUGGGAAAAAUGUUCCAGCUGCAGUACAGAAAGUAGCAAAGGCUUCAAUUGACCAAAGCAGACAAAUGAGAUACCAGUCCUUGAAUGAGUACAGGAAACGCUUCAUGUUGAAACCAUUCAAAUCAUUUGAAGAACUUACAGGAGAAAAAGAAAUGGCUGCUGAACUAGAAGAGCUUUAUGGAGACAUAGAUGCUAUGGAACUGUAUCCAGGCCUUCUUGUAGAAAAGCCAAGACCAGGUGCCAUCUUUGGUGAAACAAUGGUAGAAAUUGGUGCACCGUUCUCUCUGAAAGGACUGAUGGGAAAUACAAUAUGCUCCCCUGAGUACUGGAAGCCAAGCACCUUUGGUGGCAAAGUGGGGUUUGAAAUAAUCAAUACUGCCUCCUUACAGAAGCUCAUCUGCAACAAUGUGAAAGGCUGUCCUUUCACUGCUUUCCAUGUCUUAAAUCCUGAACCCACAGAGGCAACUAUUAAUGUUAGUACCUCAAACACAGCAAUGGAAGAUAUCAACCCCACACUACUACUGAAAGAGCGAUCUGCUGAGUUGUAAAUUAGCCAUCUAAUUUAUUUAUUUAUCUAAGUUAUUCUAUUUAUAGAUCUAGUAUUUAGAAAACAAGAAGCAACCCUUUGCAUCUUCACUUUGAGGGUUGCCCUAGAUUCCUUACUCAAGUAAGGUUUCAUUUUAGAAAAAGGGAUUUUCUGUGUUUCAGCUCUGCAGUAGUGAAUCCCUUGUUUAAAGCCUUCUGUAGCAGAACUACGUAUUCCAAAAUGGACCAAGUUCCGGUUUUUUACUUGUUUUAAUACUUGACAAAGGGUGUUAGGGUUGUCUUCUCACUUCGACAGGUCACGUAACACUACAGAAAGCAAGUUAUUGCCUCAGCAAUUUUUUAAACUUGAAAAUGACCUUCAGACUAAAAAUGAGAACGUGAUUUAAUGAAAACUGCUAGAAAAGAUUCUGAAUUCUGUAUGAGCACUCCAAGAUUAACAAAUACAUGUUUGAGUCUUGCUUAUUUAUAGUCAGAAAAUGCAUUGCGUUUGUCAGUGAUACUACCUCUCCCUCAUGCAAAUAAGGCACUUUGUACAGUAAUUUACAUGAUUGAUUUUUUUUUUUUGUAAGUCUGUCCUUUUGUGUGGCAUUAUACUUUUUCAUCAUUUUUAAUUUAAUUAUUAAUUUAAUUAUUUAAGGAUAAUAGAACUCGUCUGAGAUGCUACCUGUUUUUGAAGCAUGUGUUGCAGAAGUAUUAUUUAUGUGAGAUGAUGUUAACAGUGGUACUGAGCUUAGACACGACUGUCAGGCAGGAAAACAAGGCUGCUUGUAUAUCAGUAGACAUCUUACUUUGCAAGUUUUUGGAGAUCUUAAUCCAAAGUCUAUUAGUGUGGGGUUGCUUUUUUUUUUUUUUUUUUUGUAGCUGUAAUUGUCUGGUCAAUAUAAAUACUCUGGAUGGUAUAAAUCUGUCAUUCUAGAUAAAACUAUACAUUCCUUUUGUCCUUAAGGACAUGACUAUAAUAUAGUUUUAUGUAGCCAAAUGGAAAUUAUCGGGGAAUAAUUUAGAGAAUUAAAAAAAAAAAAAUUGGGACACUAUAUAAACAUAAGUAGCACUGAGUGAGCUGAACUUCAAGGCACCAAGGCUUUGUUAGUCUACGUCUACGUAAAUAGAGGUCUAGCUCAUGACUGUAAAUUGUUUAUUUGGUUGGAGGGGGGAUAUUAAUGUUUUAUUUAUUACAGUAUAAACAGAGGCAUUUUAAAGGAGUGGCUUGAGCUCUAAGGAGAAAAAAAUAAUAGCUAGCUAAGCACAAAAUAUCCCAGACACAUUUGUCCUGGUCCAGCACUAAAGUAUCUAGUCUCAUGGGGGCACAUAAGAACUUAAGUGGGAUCUUGUACCAGCACUUCAACCUUUGCAUAUAAGGGUAUCUUUUUUUAAUUUCUAGAGAGGAAAUGUAGAAGAUGAUCUUCCCAUAAAAUCAGCUGGGGAACUGUAGAUAAAAAGAAUGUUACUUCAGACUGGAGUAGAGCAGCAACCUGGUAUUCUAUGUCCCCAGCCAAAAUUCCUUGGCCUCUUGUGGAAAAGGACUUGUUUUAUAUUUCUGUCUGAAUCUCUUGAAUGCUUGUAGAGGCUUGUGUUGUAAUGACUGUGGUACUAGUAUAGUUUGACUGUGACUUCUGUAUUUUUAUUGAUUUGUUUAAAGAUGCUGAUCAUGUUCUACAGUGCAAACUUGUAACUGGUAGCACAAAUAGCUGACUUCAGAUCUCCUACAGCAAUUGAUACUAGUGACUGAUUUGAGGUGGUCCUUGGUAUGAAUGCUUUGGGAGAUGGAAGGGUGUUUUGUUUUCAUAUUUGAGGCACAAAGAAGGAAGAAAAUUCAAUAACCUUACAACAAAAAAAAAA